This is a messenger RNA of Symbiodinium pilosum, 1482 nucleotides long. The record is from the annotation of a GenBank genome assembly. Lineage: Eukaryota; Dinophyceae; Suessiales; Symbiodiniaceae.
AUGCUCCAGUUUGAAGCCAAGCUCGGGUCUGUCUCCGCGACGGCUGACAGCUCGGGGAAUUGUGGAGUUUCUUAUUCCCAUGAUGAUGGCAGUGUAAGCAUUUCCAUGGACUCAAAGAGUGAAAUCCUUGCUUCUGCAGAUGCAGGGCUGGAUCUAGUGGAGUCAGAUGGAUCAGCAGAAGUGGAUAUGGCGCUAGGCCAUGGGUGGCAUGCCUCGGUAGGAGUAGACCUUCACCAUUCGACGGCUGCCAAAGCAACCUGGUCCAGCGAUGAUGGCUUCGGCCUUACCACCAAGAGUUUGACCAAGCUCAAAGUUUCAGGGCAUUUGUCGAAGGAGGGUGGGAUCAGCGUGUUCAGCUCACCGGAAGAUCUAGCAGAAAGGGGCCUUGUCAGCGGACACGUUGAUCUCGAUGCAGCUGGCAACGUUGUUUCUGGAGACUUGCAGUUCGACGUGGCGGCCAUCGCAGACUUGUUUAAUAACUCACAAGACCUCAGUGUGGAGCAGCUGCAAGUGCGAUGGGGUGAGCAUCUCAUGGAAGGCAGGAUCACCGUGAAUGGCGUGGAUGUUUCGUUGAAGUACCAGGAGUUCAACGUGUCCGGAAGCACAGAGACAUCCAGGGUGGAGUACGGUGAGGAUGGCAGCAUUUGCCAUUACUACGGCGAGACGGAAGUCAGGGAGGGCACUGUAGAGCAGAUCUCUCUUGGACUUGGGUGCCAUGUCCCAGGGACCGGUGCUGCGGCUUCUGUGAAGGGUGAAGCUGCGAUUCUAUCGAACAAUGAUUACACGAGCCACAAGGACACUCAGUCGUUUGACCGUUGUGGAAACUCCACCACAGAGACCUUCACCUCCGAAGACACCACAGACAAAUCAACACAGGUCUUUGGCGCGAAGGUUGGUGGGACGACAGAAACCAUCCGAAAGGAGACGACCAUCAAUACAGAGAAGCAGGAUGGCACCUUCAUAAGCAGCACGAAGAAAACCACAACAGAGGAGGAGGCACAUCUUAAAGAGCACCAUAAUUUUUUCUCGGAUGACGUUGAAAUACUGCACGAGUCAAAGCUCCAAGUGGAAGAGCUCGAGUAUCAGUUGAUCCAGGCUGGUUUUGCGUUGGCCAUUCUCAUAAUGCCUGCAGUGGCAGUCUACAUGGCUGAUGGUAAGCUCAGCACUGAGGAGUUGUUGAAGAUUGCCUUUCAGACGGUGGCAGCGUCUGCAGCCAUGGCAGCGUUUAGCAGAGCCGUGGGCUCGCAAAACGCCGUUAUGGCAGUGAUCCUCCUCGCGACGAUUCUGCCUGAUCUUGCUCACGGCAGAACAGACGAGGUGAAGAAACGCUUGGAGAAGCUGAUGUUCAGCGUUUUAAUGUCCGCAGCUGCCAAUCGUGGCACUCAGUUCGUUUUUGGUUUGACCGCUUUGGCCCCUUUUGCACCCAUCCUGGGACCUGCCGCUGGGAUGUGUGCGAGCUCCGUCGCUGAUAGCUUCGGAUGA